GUUAGAGUCUUGGGAAUAGGCCCCUUGGGUGAUCAUGAGUGGAGAGAGCCUUAAGAGGGGCUUCAGGUGUCUGUUUAGGAGCUGGAGGGUUAAUUUUUGGUAUAGAUCAAUGAAUUUGAUGAGAAAGUUGUUAUUUAUGACACUUAUGUUCUGCUCUGUGCUAAGCCAAGAAGCAAAAUUAAAAGAUAAUUAUAAUAAAGCAGAUGUAGACACUCUAAAAUACCUGAUUGCAGCUAAGGAAUGCUUUGUUUUUGAAACACAGGUAAUUUCAGAUUGAAGGGUUGUUUUCAGUCGUAUCGACUAUAAGAUUAAAUUUUAUGGCUAA
Moneuplotes crassus is the source of this 325-nucleotide messenger RNA. NCBI's taxonomy places the organism in Eukaryota, Ciliophora, Spirotrichea, Euplotida, Euplotidae. The record is from the annotation of a GenBank genome assembly.